Messenger RNA from Hypoxylon fragiforme, 1281 nucleotides. Its product is annotated as MFS general substrate transporter. Gene Ontology annotation, cellular component: membrane. The record is from RefSeq and is a predicted model, not a curated record. The transcript is spliced from 3 exons. Gene Ontology annotation, biological process: transmembrane transport; carbohydrate transport. NCBI's taxonomy places the organism in Eukaryota, Fungi, Ascomycota, Sordariomycetes, Xylariales, Hypoxylaceae. Bases 1 to 1281 code for a protein of 426 amino acids. Gene Ontology annotation, molecular function: carbohydrate:proton symporter activity.
AUGUUCGGCAUCAGUCGUCCGAUGAUGCUCGUCUGCCUGAUCGCUGCGCUGAAUUGCGCCAGCGUCGGGUAUGACUCCAGCAUGAUGUCCUCGCUGAACAUUUCAGAACAAUUCAAGGCAAGGUUUGGCAUCGUCGAUGCCAACACCAAAGGGCUGCUCACCGCUGUGCAAAACCUCGGCGCCAUUGUCGGCAGUCUUUUUGCCGGCCACAUCGUGGACAGAUUUGGACGUAAAGGGGGUAUCCUCACGGCUUCCUGCAUCGUCCUCAUCGCCACCGUCCUCCAUAGUACCGCGACAACCAAGGCGCAAUUCUUCGUCGCGCGCAUUGUUGUUGGUUUCGCGAAAGCCAUUGAUAUCGCCUCCGUGCCUACCUACUUGGUGGAAUUGGCACCGCCGAAGCGCCGUGGUUUUGUUGCUGGUUUAUACUGGACUUGCUGGCUUCUGGGCGCCAUUAUCUCCUCUUCUGUCGGAUACGGAGCGCGCCAGGCGGGUGGCGACUGGACUUGGCGCAUCGUUUGCAUCUGCAUGGCGGCCCCGGCUCUAAGCUGCAUUUUCUCGCUGUUCCUGGUCCCCGAGUCCCCGCGUUGGUUGAUUUCCCGUGGUCGCGAGGGAGAGGCACUUGCAGUCCUUGCCCGAUUCCACGGUAAGGGUGAUGAGACGCACGAGCUAGUCGUCGCGGAGUUCCGAGAAAUCAGAGAGACAAUCGCGUUUGAGAAGGAAAACAGCUUUCCGACUCUCGGUGCUUGGUGGAAGGCUUUCUUGAGCGACAAGGCGAAUAUCCGCCGCGGCUUCAUUCUCAUUACGCUUGGCAUGUUCGAGCAAACGGUUGGCAGCAACAUUAUCACAUUUUAUCUCGACGACGUCCUUGCCUUGGCCGGUAUCACUUCCGAUUCCAGCGAGUUCGCCAUCAACCUUAGCCAGUACUGUGUAGCGUUUGUCAUCGCACUUGUUGGUAUCUGUUUGGUCGACAAGCUUGGCCGAAUUCCCAUGCUGGUUGGUGGUACGGUUUACAGUGCUGUUAUUCUGGCUUGCAUGGCCGGUCUUUCAGCAGCGGCAAUUGGAAGCGUGUCUGGAAGGAAUGCCAUCAUCGCCAUGGUAUACUUGUUCCAAAUCGGAUAUGCUAUCAGUUGGACGCCUCUUUCGUUCUCAUACUGUGCUGAAUUGUUGAAUUUCACAAUUCGCGCAAAGGGCAUGGCGUUUUACACGAUCUUCAAUAAUCUGGUUGGCUUCUUCUGCCAAUACGUUAUUCCUUUGGGUCUUAGUGGCCUUGGAUGGCGGUAA